This is a messenger RNA of Odocoileus virginianus texanus, 587 nucleotides long. Its product is annotated as gastrokine-3-like. NCBI's taxonomy places the organism in Eukaryota, Metazoa, Chordata, Mammalia, Artiodactyla, Cervidae. The record is from RefSeq and is a predicted model, not a curated record. Gene Ontology annotation, biological process: regulation of cell population proliferation.
UUUUAUGCAUGCAGUUGCCAAGGUUCUGAGAAAGAAGCAAUAUGAAACACCUUAUUGUGUCUUCAAUCUUUGUGGUCCUCUUCCUAGCUCCAUCUCUGGCCCUGAUGAACACCAGUGACAACCAUCCUCUGGAUGGAUCUGUUGGGACCCAGAGCAUCCGUGUCAAUGCCUUUCGAGGUAUGGUCAGCAUCCGAGACAACAAUGUUUUGAGUGAAUGGGAUGGAGUCUUGGACUACAAGAAUGCCCUCUUGGUGGCUAAGUUGUUUAGCAAGAUGGCCUGUGUCCUGGCCAAGAUGGAUGAAGCUGUCUUCCCAACUUUGGAUGACAUUGUUAAGGCCCUGGACCACCAGACUUCAAAGCAUUAUCCAGCUACUCACGGCCUGACCUACACUGUUUUACCCAACCGGGUCAAGAACUUAGCCCAGUUUGGAGCACACAUCAAGGACAUGUGCCGAGCGGUCCCCACUUAUUUUGCCCAACAGCGAAAAGAAGGUACUGCACUGGCUAUUAACCCGGAUUCCUGUUUUGAAAUCCAAAUCCUGUCCUUCCUGGGACUCUCCAUCUGUGGGGAGAUACCUGGGCUCUGA